Molecule: messenger RNA, 2210 nt
Organism: Onthophagus taurus
Lineage: Eukaryota; Metazoa; Arthropoda; Insecta; Coleoptera; Scarabaeidae
Source: RefSeq, a predicted model, not a curated record
GUCACAACAUGUUGACAUUUCGACAUAACCUCACUUUCUAAUUACUUUUGAAUUUUUAUUUACUUUAAAAUUCACACAUAAAAAGAACCCCUAAAAAAAUAGAAAAAUGAGAGUAGUUGCUUUGAUAAGUGGUGGUAAAGACAGCUGCUUUAAUAUGAUGCAGUGUAUAGCAGCCGGUCACAAAAUCGUGGCUUUGGCGAAUUUGGUUCCAUCUGGACGCACUGAAAUUGAUAGUUACAUGUAUCAAAGUGUUGGAUAUGAAGCCAUAGAACUAAUAGCUGAAUCUAUGGAUUUGCCUUUAUUUAGAAUUGAAACUAAAGGAAAAUCGGAACAAUUGGGGCGUAUUUAUGAGCCAAAAGAACAUGAUGAAGUUGAAGAUUUAUUCUCACUUUUAGAAUUAAUUAAGAAAGAAAUUGAGUUUGAUGCGGUGUCUGUUGGGGCUAUUUUAUCAGAUUAUCAAAGGAUUCGUGUGGAGAAUGUUUGUUCACGUUUAAAUCUAUUUUCAUUGGCUUAUCUUUGGCAAAGAGACCAAAACGAUUUAUUAAAUGAUAUGAUAAAAUGUGAAAUUGAUGCGAUUAUUAUAAAGGUGGCUGCGAUGGGUUUAGAACCUUCCCGACAUUUAGGAAGGUCUUUGCGUUUAGUCGAACCACAUCUACAAACUAUUCAUGAACAAUAUGGGGUUAACAUUUGCGGUGAAGGUGGAGAAUAUGAAACUUUAACUAUUGAUUGUCCCUUGUAUAAAAGUCGAAUUGUUAUAGAAGAAUCAGAAAUUGUUAUUCACUCAAAUGAUCCAAUAGCCCCUGUGGGUUAUUUAAAAUUAAAUAAAUUAAGAUUAGAAUUAAAAUUACCUCCUUUGGAUUUAACCCAUCGCUUAGCCGGGCUUCCAUUAAAAGAUAGCGAUGGUUAUGUAACAGAUUAUGGUGAAGAAGCAACUGAAAAUGAAGAAAUUGAACCUGAAAUUGAUACAAUUAAAGAAUCUUCGACUUUAAUAAAAUACAACCCCGAUUUUAUUAAUAUAAACCAAAAAAUUAACUCAGUAAAGUGUUCUAAUGGCUGGUUAUGGAUCAGUGGUUGUACCGGGGAAAGUGACGAUCCCAAAGAAGCGAUUAAAAAUGCUUUGGAAAAGUUAAAGUGUGAAUUAAAUAAUCAUUCGCAAUCUUUGAAAGAUGUUUGUACAAUUAGUUUGUAUAUUUCGGAUAUGUCUCAAUUUGCCACAAUUAAUUCUGUUUAUGUGGAAGUUUUAAACUUUCCAAAUCCGCCUACAAGAGCUUGUGUUCAAGUGCCUUUACCGAAAAACUGCCCUGUUAUUAUUGAAGCAAUAUCAUGGAAUGGUAAAGAAUCUGGUAUGAUGGGUGAUCAACUUCAAGAAAGAAAUAUAAUGCACGUCCAAAGUAUUUCGCAUUGGGCCCCAGCAAGUAUAGGUCCUUAUAGCCAAACGGUUAAAGUGGGUGACAUAAUUCAUUUAGCGGGCCAAAUUGGUUUGGUUCCGGGCAGUUUACAAUUGGUUAAUGGAGGAGUUAAACAACAAUGUCAACUUGCUUUAAGACACGUCGGAAGGUUAAUUAAAGCUGUUGAUAUUAAUGCAACAAUUAGAGAUAUCGUCCAGGGAGUUUGUUAUAUAAGCGAUUUAAAACACGUUGAAACCGUUCGUAAAUUAUGGGAGGAAUUCACGAAUAACGCAAUUAUGAAUUAUGUUGUGGUGGAAACUUUACCGAAAAAUGCUUUGGUUGAAUGGCACGUUUGGGGUCAUUUGCAUAAUAAUCAAUUUGAAUAUGAAGAAACUGGUAAAUGUAUUGAUGCUUGGUCAAUUUUGAUUUAUCGUCGUUGGAAUUAUGAAAAUAACAUCUCGGCGAUUGUGUGUCAUGUUGAUAGAUCAGAAGAACCGGAUGAAGAUGUUACUAAAGAAAUUUUUAAAGAAACUAUCGAAUAUUUAUUGCAUAAACUUCAACAAGGACACGAAAGCGAUAAAAACACAGUUUCUACUUUAAAAAUUUUUUGUCCGGUUAUGAAGAAAAUGGAUCUUUUUGUGGAUGUCCUGGAGGAUUUAAAGGAUAACGUGUCGUUUUCUUAUACGAUUAUUCCUGUUGUAGCACUGAAAGGACCAAAUACUCAUCUCUCUAUUUGCGGUAUCCGCAUUUAUUAAUUUGUAGUCAUGAUGAAUUUAGUUUGUUUUUAUUUAGAAUUGUUUGAAAAAAAAUAAAGUAUUUAGA